CCACAUAACUUUGCAAAUAGUUUUCUGGAUUCCACGUUUGAGAGUUCACAACAACAGUUCUUUUGCCGAUUAAAAUUUACCGCGUACAUAAUACGGGUGCGGUCACCGUCUAAGGCGUAAUAUGCGAAAUCUACAACGUAUUUCCCCUAUGACUAUGCCGGUCACGGUAUGAAUCGCAGCUACAGUAUAGUUACGUUACGUGUGUGACAAUAUCAUAUAUAUCGGUCGCGCAUGCUUCACGCGCUGACUCGUCCGCUCCAACAUUCUAAUUCGAAUUUUUACCGCUUGCCGCUGCAAGAAUUUGUUUGUCUUUUAUUGUCAAGUAUCAAAUUCUAUAUCGCUGGCCAAACGUCACUUGAUGUUUGAACUAAACAUUCUCAGAUGUAUUAACACAGCGCUGUACCUGCAGCCGGUGCCGGCAAGAGUCUGUGAGCUGUACGGAUUAUGAUUAUUCUGCGUCUUCCUUGUACGUAUCUGUAGCAUCUGCAGAAUGGUGGGAGCUGAUUUCCUGUUUGGAUCUUCUGUGUGUAUGGACUUCGUAUCUUCUUAUUAUGCCUCUUCAUUCUCCUCAUUCACACCCACAAACAAUUCCUUCUGGCAAAAUCUUGAGGUGGAACUUAACCGGAAAUCCUCGCCGGAUCCGUGGGGAGGAACAGAUGAUGACAAGGAUAUAGAGAUAGUCAUCCUGGGUGAAAAAAUCCAUACUGUUUUUGAAUUAUCGGAUCCAUACCCUUUUCCUGCUUUAUUAAUGCAGGAUCUGGAAUGCCUCUCAGCGGGAGAUGAUUCCUCAUCGCACCUAUCAGUACAGAGCCUAAGUGCGCCCGGUUCACCGACAUCGGUGAAUUCCUCCGAUGCAUCCGUGCUUUCCUCCGACAACUCUUCGGAGCCUAAAUUAUUUCAGUGUACACAUCCGUCAUGCGGAAAGGUCUACUCCAAAAAUUCUCACUUACGAGCACACCAAAGACGCCAUACCGGCGAAAAGCCGUUUAUAUGUAACUGGCAAGGUUGCGCCUGGAAAUUUUCCCGCAGCGAUGAACUGGCUAGACAUAAGCGGUCUCACAGCGGAGUAAAGCCAUACAAUUGCCGACUAUGCCAGAAGAAAUUCAGCCGUUCAGAUCACUUAUCUAAACAUAUGAAAAUUCACCGGAAACGGGGUGAGAUUGUGUAAACGGUGUGGAAAUUUAUAUUACUAAUACCCGGACUUUGUUUAUCUCCUACAAAACAUUUUGCUCAAGUCAGUGUGCAGCAUGCAGCAGCAGUGCAGCGCAGCGCGCAUGUGGAAUGUAUUCGCUAUAUAUUACACAGAUUUCGUGGUCCAGAUGCUAUACAUUUCUAUAGCGUGUGCAUUUCUGACAUUCCAGUGCGGAUAAUCUGAAAAAUAUCAUGCCGUUUCCUGUUAACUUUCUAGUCAAUGAUGUAACAAAGUUGUUGUUUUCUAAACCAGUUUGUGUCAAAAGAAAUUCGGUUAUAUACUGCAGUGCAGCGGCGGCAGAGCUGUAUUCCUUCCGUCGUUGGCGAACGAAGAGUGCAUACCGUGCCGAAGAAAACAUUAAAAUCAUG
This is a messenger RNA of Paramacrobiotus metropolitanus, 1560 nucleotides long. RefSeq names its product Krueppel-like factor 1. Gene Ontology annotation, molecular function: DNA-binding transcription factor activity, RNA polymerase II-specific; RNA polymerase II cis-regulatory region sequence-specific DNA binding. The transcript has 3 exons. Bases 491 to 1168 code for a protein of 225 amino acids. Gene Ontology annotation, biological process: regulation of transcription by RNA polymerase II. The record is from RefSeq and is a predicted model, not a curated record. NCBI's taxonomy places the organism in Eukaryota, Metazoa, Tardigrada, Eutardigrada, Parachela, Macrobiotidae.